AUGCCUGAGGGCUCGCGACGCGCGAUUCCAUCCGACUUAGCGAUCCCCAAUUUCGUUGCUGAUCAGCAAGCACCGUAUAAUCUUCCGUUCGAGAAGGAGGAUGCCCAACCCAAUGAUAUGGGAGGUCUGGCUUCGUGUUCGCUAACAGACGACCUCAAGUUGCCGUGCAGCGAACCAUCUUCAUCCCGGACCGUCGAGCGACAAGACGAGCCCAAUCUCAGGAAACUUCAACCUGGGGACUUUUUGUACAAGCAAGUUUCGGCGUAUCAAAAACACUUCACCCCAUUACUCGAGGCGGAACAACAUGAAGAGUCCUCGAGAAUUCAGGAAAGACUCGGACAAUGGCCUCUGGAACUCCUGGUUGCCGAGGGAUAUGCUUUGGUGGAGCUCUCUGCUUUCCGUUACAUUAAGAAUGGAGAGAAGGUACAUGAUGGCUAUACGUUUAGCUUCGUACCUCCACCAGGCGAAUUCCUCGGUUACAAUCUCUUUACACGAGCUCAGCACUUGACCGUCGUGCCCAACCCGUACUCUCCCCUGAACUUCUACCACCAACAAGAUGUCGACCUUGGUUUCGAUGCAAUUCCUAGUGGGAUAGUGAUUCAUUCCAGCCCUGAAGAGAUAAGAGUCAGGUUUUCGACGAAGGAUUUGAAGUUUCCUUCCAAUCAGCUGUGGAGAUUGGAUCUCGCGGCCUGCGAUAUCGCUUACUUGCGAAUGGCGGCGGCGAUGGAGUGCUUACGCGACACGCCCACCGAGAUUGAACCAGGGGCGUCCCAAGACAAACCUCGUAUGAAGGGGACAGUUUUACGGGAGCGUUUGCUUGAAAAUUGGCCUACUGAAGGGGCCCGGAACCAAGAUGCGAUUCGGCCUGCUGGUGUGGGAUCUAGCCCUCUCAUUGACGAUCCCUCUAUCCUCGACUGGGCGAACCGGCACUCUAUCACACCGCCCGUGCACAAGGAAGGAGACCCUGUCGUCACCCUCAACGCCUCUCAAACACAGGCCAUUGCCCUCAUGUUCAAAGAGCGGCUCAGUCUUGUCCAAGGGCCUCCUGGAACCGGAAAGACCCGCACCAUUAUUGAAGCUCUGCGCAUCCUGAAAUCCCAUUUCAAAGUGGAACAUCCCCUCCUCGUCUGUACCUACACCAACGUCGCGGUGGACAACCUUGUAGAAGGAAUUGCCGACGCUGGUAUGAAUCCUCUUCGCGUCGGGAAUGAAGGGGGCGCCCAAAUGGAAAGACACCCUCGAUGGCCAGAAGUUGUGAAGAUUAUGAAUGAGAUUGCCCAAAUCAGACAAAUUCGUGAUCGAUUGCGGCGGGAAAUGGGCUCAGCACCUUCAGAUCAGCAAAAGGAGUCUAUUUCUCGACUUGGCAACAAGAUACAUUUACUAAGGGAAAGCAAAGCCAAGCUAGAGUCAGCGAUGAGAUACAUGAUUUUCAAAUCUGCAGACGUUAUUUGCACUACUUGCAUCACUGCCGGAUCUAGCGCAUUCCGUAUGAUGGACUUCCCUGUAGUCUUCCUUGACGAAGCUUCAAUGUCGACGGAGCCAGCUUCUCUUAUUCCCCUUAUGCACGGUUGCAAGCACCUAGCCCUGAUCGGUGAUCACAAGCAGUUACCACCAGUAAUCACUAGUGAGUUGGCCAAAGAGGGCGGUCUUGGAAAGAGUUUAUUCGAGAGGUUGAUCGAAGAGGGUUCCGUUCCUUCGGUGAUGCUCGACACUCAGUACCGUAUGCAUCCCAGCAUUUCUGCAUUUCCCAGUGACGAGUUUUACGGAAAGGCGUUGAGGGAUGGAACAAUCAGUCCCGCUGGUGGCGUCCCUGCCACUCUGGCUCCGCCUCAUUCGAUGCAUCUUGCCAGACGAAAGUCAAAACUUACGGGCGAGAUCCCCGCGGUUCUAUUUAUCCAUCACGACAACCACGAGAUCAGCCGAGACCGUUCUAGGGCCAACCUCGAGGAGAUGAAGAUUGUCGCCGCCGUUCUUGAGGAUCUCCUUCUCAUGAACCCAGGACUUCGAGGACGAGAUAUUGGAAUUAUCUCGCCGUACGUCGCGCAAGUCCGCAUGUUGAACAAGAUGCUCAAAGAGGAUUCUUCCUGGGCGGACGCAUUCCGAGACGCACUCGGCGACCCUCGGUGUCACGAGCUGCAAGACGUGGAAAUCAAGACUGUCGACGGCUUUGAAGGGCGAGAGAAGGAGAUCAUCAUCUUUUCGACCGUCCGUAACAAUUCGUGGGGCCAUAUUGGCUUCCUCGCGGACAGAAGACGGAUGAACGUUGCUCUCACACGCGCUAAGCGCGCCUUAUUUGUCGUCGGGAGCAUAUCAACAUUGUCCAAAGGUCGUCAUGGUGGCAACUUCCUUGACCCAGAGGGUGAGGAAAUGGAAAAGGAUGUAGCCAAAAUGGUGGUUCAAGGUUCGGGAGAUGAGUGGAGAAAGUACAUCAAAUUUAUCCUCGCCAAAGAGUUCUUCAUCGAGUUCAACCACCCAGUCGACUAUCGGUCUCCAGAGGAGAUUCAAGAGUUUGAAAAGGUUGCGGAAGCAGCCCACCUGUCUAGAUCUACGUAA
This is a messenger RNA of Serendipita indica DSM 11827, 2553 nucleotides long. The record is from the annotation of a GenBank genome assembly. NCBI's taxonomy places the organism in Eukaryota, Fungi, Basidiomycota, Agaricomycetes, Sebacinales, Serendipitaceae.